Folsomia candida is the source of this 1641-nucleotide messenger RNA. Its product is annotated as MFS-type transporter SLC18B1-like. The coding region runs from base 568 to 1641 and encodes 357 amino acids. Gene Ontology annotation, molecular function: transmembrane transporter activity. The transcript has 6 exons. Lineage: Eukaryota; Metazoa; Arthropoda; Collembola; Entomobryomorpha; Isotomidae. The record is from RefSeq and is a predicted model, not a curated record. Gene Ontology annotation, biological process: transmembrane transport.
CGGUCGAUCCAACUAACCGUCGAAUCCGUAACACCAUGUAUGUGCCUGCAGUUCUGGUUAUUGAGCUCCGAUAAGGAUACGUUAACUUAAAAUUAACGUAGAUGCCUAGAUGUGCCCUUUUAACUUAAACAAAUAGUCCCAAUAGCUAUCUGUUCACCCUUCGUAGCAACCAUGGUGAGUCGUCGAUGUCAUAUGAUAACAGAUCUCCGAUGAUAACUACUCAUCCCUUAGCAUUGUAUUAAGGGGUGAAGCGAAGCGAAAUACCUUCAUGGAAUUGUUUUGUCUGUCCGUCCGUCCGUAUCCACGAUAACUUUAGAGCGGAUUCGAAUCUCGACAUCAGGAUUUCGCCAAUGUGUUUCUAGUUUUUGGGGACGGGAUGAGUUCGAAGAUGGGCGUUACCGGUCACGGUAAUGACGCCGAGGGUCAAAGUUGUCAAAUUUUUUUUUUUUCAACGUAGUUUUUGGCGGGGAUUUUAGAAAUCGCCAUCCUUUUUACGCGCCAUGACCGUUCGACCAUGUCGAGUCACCCCUUUGCUAAAUUAAUUUGGUUGGGAACGGUUUAUUUUAGAUGGACUCUACCAAAAGUAGUGCACAAUCUUUCCUAAUUUCCUCCUUGCUGGUGGAAGGAGCCUCCUUAUUAUUCUUUGGUUUUAUGGAUAAAAUCAACAAUUUACAAACAUUUCUGGGGGCAUCCAUAAUUUUGCGGAUUAUUGAAGGAGCUGCGGCAAGUUCGGUUUUCGCUACAGUUUUUACCCUCGUGUCGGAUUACUUUCCGGGAAGCUUUGGGAUUUUCUUCUUGGGCGUUCUGGAGUCUUUAACGCCUGCCGGAUUUGUUCUGGGACCUUUAAUUGGAUCCAACCUCUACAGCUUCGAAGGAUUUUCCACUCCUUUUGCCUUUGUGGGUUGUCUCUUUAUUUUAUUUGCGGGAGUGGGAACUUUCGUCCUACCAAAGAAGGAUAACAGUAACGCCACAGAUCCCGAAAAUACGAAGAAAUGCGGUGAUAAGGAGGAAAUUGAUAUUUCCCUGUGGAAACAUCCACCCGUGUUGGCAAACUUUAUCGCAAUUUUCCUAACAUCCUGUGUCAUUACAUUCUAUUUUGCUUUAAUGGAACCAUUCCUAAGAAUUGAGUUCGCCACAAGUCCAUCCGUCAUUGGAUUGGUUUUUACUGGGUCGGGUCUUCUCUACAGUGCAUUCUCCGUGGUUGCCAGCCUUCUAACGGUUGCAAUGGGAAGCAGUGGCUGUCUAUUUCAAGGUGCUAUUCUUAUCGGACUCGGGGCUCAGUUCGUCGGAAAUUGCGCAAUUGUUGGAAUAGGAAUUGACAGCAAUUUUGUCACCGUGGUAACCGGCAUUUGUUCCCUAAGCUUCGGAUGUGGAUUAACAAUUUUUCUCUUCUUCCUCCAGGCUCAAGAUAUGCUAAAAAAAUUAUAUUGUAAUACUGAAAAAGCUUCCAGCAUCUCGGCUGGGGCGUACAUGAGCUCGCUAACGCUGGGAAGUAUGGCGGGACCAAUGCUGGGUGGAUUUUUGACGGAUUUAUACGGAUUUCAAAAAGCGGCUAAUUUCACUCUGAUAAUAAUAUCUGCACUAAUUUUUUGGAAAAAUGUAGAGAUUAUUUCGUACUUCAGAAAAACUGAAAAAAAUUAA